GUGAGGCCAAUGCUCUACAGGUGCUCCAUCGUUCCGCCCAGAUUAAAUAAUAUCAUCAUGAAUUGUCAUCGUGACGAGAUUUGAUUUAAAUGCAUGUUGCCUCACUGCACUCAUGUCAGCUUUAUUUAUUUUGAGAAUGAUGAUUAGGAAAAAGGUUGAUAUAUUGUGCGUCCAAGAGAGCAAGUGGAAAAAAAGUAAGCUAGAAGUUUAGGUGCAGGGUUUAAAUUAUUUUACCAUGGAGUAGAUGGGAAGAGAAAUGGAGUAGGGGUUAUUUCAAAAGAAGGGCUGGCUUAGAAUGUUUUGGAUGUGAAAAGACUAUCAGAUCGAGUGAUGAGGCUGAAAGAAAUUUGAAUUUGAGGGUAUUGUGUAUAAUGUGAUUAAUGGCUACACCCCACAGGAAGGAUGUCACCUCGACUUGCAAGAGAAAUUAUGGAAGGAACUAGACGAAGUAGUCCUGACCAUCCCAAAGAGAGAGAGUUGUGAUAGGUGCAGAUUUCACUGGAGAUGUUGGCAAAAUAAACGGGGGUGAUGAAGAAGUGAUGGGUAAGUACAGUAUUCAGCAAAGUAACUUUGAGGGGCAGAUGGUGGUGGAUUUUGCAAAAAGGAUGGAAUUGGCAAUGGUGAACACUUAUUUUCCAGAAUAGACAGGAAGAUAGAGUGACCUAAAAGAGCAGAGGUCUGAGCACCUGGGAUUAUAUUUUGUCCAGAUUAUGUAGCACAGGAUUGUGGUGUGUAGGAUGACUCUGGUAGUGGGUAGGAAGAUUAAGAAGACAAAGGUAGAACAGAGAAUCAGGUGGUGGAAGUUGAGAAAGGAAGAACUUUGUGUGGCCUUUUGGAAAGAGUUGAGACAGGCUCUAAAUGGACAGGAAGAGCUCCCGGAAGACUGGAAUACUACUGCCAAGGUACUCAGAGAGGCAGGCAGGAGAAUUCUUGGGAUGCCUUCUAGUAGGAAAUGGGAGAAGGAGACUUGGUGGUGGAACCCCAAAAUACUGGCAGUCAUCCAAGGAAAGAGAUUAGUGAAAAAGUGGGACAUGGAGAGGAAUGAGGAGAGGCGUAAGGACGUAAGAGGCUGAAAAACGAGGUCAGACUGGAUUCCCUUUGGAUCAAAAUGUUUGCAGAUGAUAUUGUGAUCUUCAGUGAAAGCAGGGAGCAUGCAGAGAAACAAUAAGAAAGAUGGAGACAUGCACUGGAAAGGAGAGGAAUGAAGAUUAGCCAAAGUAAAACAGAAUAUAUGUGCGUGAAUGAGAAAGGUGGAGGGGGAAGAGUGAGGCUACAGGGAGAAGAGAUAGCGAGGGUGGAGGACUUCAAAUAUUUAGGGUCAACAAUCCAGAGCAAUGGAGAGUGUGGUAAGGAAGUGAAGAAAUGGGUCAAAGCAGGUUGGAACAGCUGGCAGAAGGUGUGUUGUGUGUUAUGUGAAAGAAGGAUCUCUGCUAGGAUGAAGGGGAAAGUUUACAAAACAGUGGUGAGGCUGGCCAUGAUGUACGGAUUAGAGACGGUGGCACUGAAGAAACAACAGGGAGCAGAACUGGAGGUAGCAGAAAUGAAGAUGUUGAGGUUCUCGCUCGGAGUGAGCAGGUUGGAUAGGAUUAGAAAUGAGCCCAUUAGAGGGACAGGCAAAGUUGGAUGUUUUGGAGACAAGAUUCGAGAGAGUAGACUUCGAUGGUUUGGACAUGUUCAGAGGCGAGAGAGUGAGUAUAUUGGUGGAAGGGUGCUGAGGAUGGAGCUGCCAGGCAAAAGAGCGAGAGGAACACCAAAGAGAAGGUUUAUGGAUGUGGUGAGGGAAGACAUGAGGGCAGUUGGGGUUAGAGAGGAAGAUGCAGGAGAUAGGCUAAGAUGGAAACUGAUGACACACUGUGGCGACCCCUCUCGAGACAAGCUGAAAGGAAAAGAAGAAGAAGAAGAGUGAAAGCAGGGAACAGGCGGAGGAACAGUUAGAAAGAUGGAGGUAUGCACUGGAAAGGAGAGGAAUGAAGAUUAGCCGAAGUAAAACAGAAUAUAUGUGCGUGAAUGAGUGGGGCGGAGGAGGAAGAAUGAAUCUCCAGGGAGAAGGGAUAGCGAAGGUGGACGACUUCAAAUACUUGGGUUCAACAAUACAGAGCAAAGGAGAGUGUGGUAAGGAAGUGAAGAAAGGGUCCAAGCAGGAUGGAAAAGUUGCCGCAAGGUGUCUGGUGUUCUAUGUGAUAGAAGAGUAUCCGCGAGGAUGAAAGGCAAAGUUUAUAAAACAGUGGUGAGGCUGGCCAUAAUGUACGGAUUAGAGACGAUGGCACUGAAGAAACAACAGGAAGCAGAACUGGAGGUAGCAGAAAUGUAGAUGUUGAGGUUCUCCCUCAGAGUGAUCAGUUUGGAAAGGAUUAGAAAUGAGCUCAUUAGAGGGACAGCCAAAGUUGAAUGUUUUGGAGGCAAGGUUAGAGAGAGCAGACUUCGAUGGUUUGGACAUGUUCAGAGGCGAGAGAGUGAGUAUAUUGGUAGAAGGAUGCUGAGGAUGGAGCUCCCAGGCAAAAUAGCGAGAGGAAGACCAAAGAGAAGGUUUAUGGAUGUUGUGAGGGAGGACAUGAUCACAGUGGGUGUUAGAGAAGAAGAUGCACAAAAUAGGCUUAGAUGACACGCUGUGGCGACCCCUCACGAGAAAAGCUGAAAGCAAAAAAGUAGAAGACAUUAAAUUAAAAAUCAAAAAGAGGUGAUGAAUUUACGUCUCGAGCUCAAAUGUGACGCAGAUGAUGCAGAAAGUCACGUGACCAUACGCAGAAAGUGGAUUGGUGGACUUUCCGUUUAUCAUGCAACAACUAUCAUGACUAUAAAUGAUGGUUUAAGUCUGAACUUGGUAAAGUUAGUUUUGGCACAGUGACGCAACUUUAGUGUGUUGCCCUCACAGUUCUGAGAAACGGGGCGCAAAUCCUAGUUCGUGAAAUGUCAAUCAGAGGGAUCUCUGGUGGGACUGCACAUUUCGUACAUUUGUUGGGACACCUGAUACAAGUAUACAGUGGUGUACUGACUUAAGCUUUUAAGUUGUUUUGUGACCAAGCUCGUAAUUCAAAACUCUCGUAUCUCAAGCGAUCUUUCAUCAUUGAAUUAAAUGCAAAUAUCAUUAAUCCAUUCCAGUGUGUCAAAAAACAAAACAAAACAAAACAAAACAGUAUUAGACCCAAAAGAAUACCGUUGUUAAUAAAUACUCACUAUAAUAAAUAGUAACAAAAACUUGGUUUUCGCAGAGGACAAAGAGAACAUGGCUGUGAGUAUUGUUGUAUGUCUGUCAGCAUGUGUCCCUACCAUUUAGUUGUCUACUCGUUGUUUCAAGGUUUAUAGUUGCAGCAAAAUCAAUGCUAGUUUUGUUAGCCUGUCGAUGGUGUUUUGCAUUGUCUGUUAGCAUUAAGAUUGUGGGCUUUCUUAAGAUGAACUUAAUGUGCCUUGGUUAAAUACACGUGCAAUUCUCUCUGUUCUUGAAUAAUUGUUCACUAUCUGGUAAACUUCUACUUGUUGUGAAUUUUGCCGACAUGGUAACCAGUGCGAUUGCUCAAAUUUUUCCUUGCUUGUGGAUUCUCUCAUAAGUGGAAGUACCAAUGUAUAGCUAUCAACAUGAUCACAUGUAUACUUUCUCCAUGGUCAUGUGUGUACAUCAAAUUAACCAGCUGUUGUGUGCUAACUGUGGUUUGAUCCUGCAGGUAUAUAACAGAGUUUGUAAACCUAGGCAAUGUCUCAGCUCUGCGCACGUUCAGGGUGUUGAGGGCAUUGAAAACAAUUUCUGUCAUUCCAGAUAUAUAACAGAGUUUGUGGACCUGGGCAAUGUAUCUGCGCUGAGAACAUUCAGAGUUCUCCGAGCAUUGAAAACUAUCUCUGUCAUCCCAGGCCUGAAGACCAUUGUGGGAGCCCUCAUUCAGUCAGUCAAGAAACUUUCAGAUGUGAUGAUCCUGACCGUCUUCUGCCUCAGUGUCUUUGCACUCAUUGGUCUGCAGCUCUUUAUGGGCAACCUGCGCCACAAGUGCGUCAUCUGGCCCAUCAACAUAACCGAGACCUACGUGGCCAAUGGCAGCAUGAGCUUCGACUGGGAUGAGUACAUCAUGAACAACACAAAUUUCUACUUCCUCCCUCACCAGUCCGAUGCCCUUCUCUGUGGAAACAGCUCAGACUCAGGUCGUUGCCCGGAGGGCUACACGUGCAUGAAAGCUGGGAGGAAUCCAAACUAUGGUUACACUAGCUUCGACAGCUUUGGAUGGGCCUUCCUAGCUCUUUUCCGACUCAUGACACAAGACUUCUGGGAAAACCUCUACAUGCUGACACUGAGGGCGGCAGGAAAGACCUAUAUGAUCUUCUUUGUGUUGGUGAUCUUUGUGGGUUCUUUUUACUUGGUCAACCUGAUCCUGGCUGUGGUGGCCAUGGCCUAUGAGGAGCAGAACCAAGCCACCAUGGAGGAAGCCCAGCAGAAGGAGGAAGAGUUUAAAGCUAUGCUGGAGCAGCUCAAGAAACAACAGGAGGAAGCUCAAACUGGUGCCAUGGCAACCUCAGCUGGAACAGCAUCAGAAGAGGCCGUCGAGGAUGAUGGGGGAGGGCGGCUUUCAUGCAGUUCUUCUGAGAUGUCCAAGCUCAGCUCCAAGAGUGCCAAAGAGAGGCGGAACCGUAAGAAGAAGUGGCGGCAAAAAGAGCAAGAGAAGGAGAAAGGUGACAGUGAGAAGUUUGUCAAGUCCGAGUCAGACGAUGGCAGCAAGAGGAGCCGCUUCCGCUUUCCCGAUAACCGCCUGGGUCGAAAAUCUUCCAUUAUGAACCAGUCUCUCCUCAGCAUACCAGGCUCACCCUUUCUGUCCCGCCACAACAGCAAGAGCAGCAUCUUCAGUUUCAAGGGCCGGGGCAAGGAUGUGGGUUCAGAGAACGAGUUUGCAGACGAUGAACACAGCACGGUGGAAGAGUGUGAUGAGCGCCGGGGCUCCCUGUUCAGCCCGUACCGGCGCAGCAGCUAUAGUGGCUAUCAUGGGAAGAGGAACAGUACAGUGGAUUGCAACGGCGUGGUGUCGCUGAUUGGCCCCGGGCCUGGUGGACGCCUUCUGCCUGAGGUGAAAAUAGAUAAGGCGGCUACUGAUGACAGACCUGCUACUGAGGUUGAGGUGAAGAAGAAGAUGUCUGGCUCCCUGAUGGUGUCUGUGGACCAGCUCAAUACCUCCUUUGGGCGGAAAGAGCGGGCCAACAGUGUCAUGAGCGUCAUUACCAACACUCUAGUGGAGGAACUAGAGGAAUCCCAGCGAAAGUGUCCCCCAUGCUGGUACAAGUUUUCAAACAUGUUCUUGAUAUGGGAAUGCUCCCCUACAUGGCUGAAGAUCAAGGAGAUUGUCAACCUGAUAGUCAUGGAUCCUUUUGUGGACUUGGCCAUUACAAUCUGCAUUGUACUCAACACACUUUUCAUGGCCAUGGAACACUACCCCAUGACACCUGACUUCGAGGAUAUGCUCUAUGUGGGGAAUCUGGUAUUCACUGGGAUCUUUGCUGGGGAAAUGAUGUUCAAACUUGUGGCUAUGGAUCCCUAUUACUACUUCCAAGAGGCCUGGAAUUGCUUUGACGGCUUCAUUGUGACCCUGAGUUUAGUCGAGCUGGCCCUAGCAGACGUCGAGGGUCUGUCAGUGCUACGGUCAUUUCGACUGCUGAGAGUGUUUAAGUUGGCAAAAUCAUGGCCAACCCUCAACAUGCUGAUCAAGAUCAUUGGCAACUCCGUGGGCGCUUUAGGGAACUUGACUCUUGUGUUGGCCAUCAUCGUCUUCAUCUUUGCCGUAGUGGGCAUGCAGCUGUUUGGAAAGAGUUACAAAGACUGUGUGUGCAAAAUCGACACUGACUGCAAGCUGCCACGCUGGCACAUGAAUGACUUCUUUCACUCCUUCCUGAUUGUCUUCCGGGUGCUCUGUGGAGAGUGGAUUGAGACCAUGUGGGACUGCAUGGAGGUGGCCGGCCAGGCCAUGUGCCUCAUCGUCUUCAUGAUGGUCAUGGUCAUUGGCAACUUGGUGGUGUUGAACCUCUUCCUUGCCUUGCUGCUGAGCUCAUUCAGUGCAGAUAAUUUGGCUGCCACGGAUGAUGACGGAGAGCUGAACAACCUGCAAAUUUCUGUCAUCCGCAUUAAGAAAGGCAUUGCAUGGAUCAAAGCCAAGAUGAGACUGCUCCUGGCCAGUCUCCUGAGGAAACCACCCAUGGAGGACGAGCAGAAGCCUUUAGACGACAUGUAUGACAAGAAGCUGAACUGUAUUGCCAAUCACACAGGGGUGGACAUAAACCGAGAUCUGGACUAUGCAAAGAAUGGCAAUGGCACUACCAGUGGCAUUGGCAGCAGUGUGGGCAAGUACAUGAUCGAUGAAGACCACAUGUCAUUCAUCCACAACCCCAACCUGACUGUCUGCGUACCCAUUGCUGUUGGGGAGUCUGAUUUUGAGAACCUCAAUACAGAGGACUUCAGCAGCGAGUCAGAUAAUGAGAACAGCAAAGAGCUGUAUGACACCAGUUCGUCAGAGGGCAGCACCAUUGAUAUCAAGCCAGAUAUAGAGGAGGUGGUGGUGGUGGAGACGGUGGAAGAAUACUUGGAACCAGAGGCAUGUUGGACAGAUGCAUGUGUGGCCAAGUAUAAGUGCUGCGAUGUUGACAUCACCAUGGGGUGGGGGAAGAGCUGGUGGUUCCUGAGGAAGACCUGCUACCUGAUCGUGGAGCACAACUGGUUUGAGACUCUCAUCAUCUUUAUGAUCCUCCUCAGCAGUGGAGCCCUGGCAUUUGAGGAUGUCUAUAUUGAGCAAAGGAAAACCAUCCGAAUCAUUUUGGAGUACGCAGACAGGGUUUUCACCUACAUCUUUAUCUUGGAGAUGCUGCUGAAAUGGGUUGCUUACGGCUUUGUCAAGUACUUCACCAAUGCUUGGUGUUGGCUGGACUUCUUCAUUGUGGAUGUGGUAGUCAACGCCUUGGUGGGAGCCAUCCCUUCCAUUAUGAACGUGUUGCUGGUUUGCCUCAUCUUUUGGCUGAUUUUCAGUAUCAUGGGCGUCAACUUGUUUGCGGGCAAGUACUACUACUGUUUCAAUGAGACCUCUGAGGAGUACUUUCCUGUCGACGAAGUCAACAACAAGACUCAAUGUGAGGCCCUCAUUGAGCAAAACGCUACAGAGGUCAGGUGGAAAAACGUUAAAAUCAACUUUGACAAUGUGGGCGCUGGCUACCUGGCUUUGCUACAAGUGGCCACAUUCAAAGGCUGGAUGGACAUUAUGUAUGCAGCUGUGGAUUCCAGAGAGGUGGAAGACCAGCCCGACUAUGAAGUCAGCAUUUACAUGUACAUCUACUUUGUGGUUUUCAUCAUCUUUGGCUCCUUCUUUACCCUCAAUCUCUUCAUUGGUGUGAUCAUUGACAACUUCAACCAGCAAAAGAAAAAGUUUGGAGGUCAGGAUAUUUUCAUGACAGAGGAACAGAAGAAGUACUACAAUGCCAUGAAGAAACUAGGUUCCAAAAAGCCUCAGAAACCCAUCCCUCGACCUCAGAACAAGAUACAAGGAAUGGUGUUUGACUUUGUCACACAGCAAGUAUUCGACAUCUCCAUCAUGAUCCUCAUUUGUCUCAACAUGGUCACCAUGAUGGUGGAAACAGAUGAUCAGUCCGAUGAGACAGAAACUGUCCUGUACUGGGUCAACUUCAUCUUCAUUGUGGUCUUUACAACAGAGUUCUUGUUGAAGCUCUUUGCUCUUCGCCACUACUACUUCACCAAUGGAUGGAACAUCUUUGAUGUGGUGGUUGUUAUCCUGUCAAUUGUUGGAAUGUUCCUGGCUGACAUCAUCGAGAAAUACUUCGUAUCUCCAACGUUGUUCAGGGUGAUUCGCUUGGCUCGUAUCGGACGUAUUCUGCGUCUCAUCAAAGGAGCAAAGGGCAUCCGAACGUUACUCUUUGCCCUGAUGAUGUCACUGCCAGCGCUGUUCAACAUCGGCCUCUUACUCUUCCUGGUCAUGUUCAUCUUCUCCAUCUUCGGCAUGUCCAACUUUGGUUACGUAAAGCAUGGUGCCGGGAUCGACGACCUGUACAACUUUGAGACCUUCGGCAACAGCAUGAUCAUACUGUUCAUGAUCACGACUUCGGCUGGCUGGGACGGCUUACUUCUGCCCAUCCUCAACUACCCGCCAGACUGCAACCCCAACCUGGAGAACCCUGGUACCUCAGUCAAGGGUGACUGCGGUAACCCUUCAGUGGGAAUAUUUUUCUUUGUCAUGUACAUUAUCAUUUCUUUCCUGAUUGUGGUCAACAUGUACAUUGCCAUCAUCCUGGAGAACUUUAGCGUAGCCACAGAGGAGAGCGCCGAUCCUCUCAGUGAGGAUGACUUUGAGACCUUUUAUGAGAUCUGGGAGAAGUUUGAUCCCACUGCCUCUCAGUUCAUCACCUUUGCCAAACUGUCUGACUUUGCUGACGCGCUCGAACACCCACUUCGUGUGCCAAAGCCUAACACCAUUGAGCUGAUUGCCAUGGACAUGCCCAUGGUGAGUGGCGAUCGCAUCCAUUGCCUGGACAUCCUGUUUGCCUUCACCAAGCGUGUGUUGGGUGACAGUGGUGAGUUGGACAUGCUGAGGCAGCAGAUGGAAGAGCGCUUUGUGGCGGCCAACCCUUCUAAGGUGUCGUACGAGCCCAUCACCACCACCCUGCGCCGCAAGCAGGAGGACAUGUCAGCCAGGAUCAUACAAAAUGCCUAUCGCGCUCACCUCAUACGCCGCGGCAUCAUUUUCAAGAGGCAUGUGUUUGUCAACAGCAAACUGGAAAAUGGUGGCAACAACCAGGAGAAGAAGGAGAGUACGCCAUCCACUGCCUCGCUCCCUUCAUAUGACAGCGUGACCAAACCUGACAAGGAGAAGCAAGAUGACAACAAGGAGGAGUGGGCCAGGAAGGAGAAGGACAAAAACAAAAAAGAUCAGUGGGAAUCUAAGUGUUAAGAACAGUUAGACUCAUCAUUUGCAAGUAAUAAAACGUGAGAAAAAUACUGGAAGACAAUGUUUACUGACUACUGAGGGAAAUGUGGUUUCUUAUGUCAUCAAAGACAGCUGAACCAAACCCAAUCAGUUUACUGUGGAACUUUACUGCAUAAUGACUAAGCUCUUAGAAGUUAGUGACUGAAAAAAGUGUGCUGGCAAUUGCAUGUGUGCGUGCGCACACACACACACACACACACACACACACACACACACACACACACACACACACACACACACACACACCGAUAUCUUUGGGGACCAACUUGCCAAGACACACAACUCUCUGAUGAGAGAAUGAGGAAACAGCUACAUCCCUGCCAACGCCAAGCAUGUGAAGUACCUCUGCAAACUUUCCACACUGCAGCACCACAAGAAUUAUAUCGGCAGCCUAAGGGAGAAGAAAAGAAAAUCACAAAUCAACCACAUGGGGAUGGGUGGGUGGCUGGAUGGGAGGGGGAAUACUGAAAUAUAGACAAAGGGGUUUUUGUUUGUUUGUGCUUCAGUGAUUCUUCAUAUUUUGAGAAGGAAAAAAACCCGGACAUCAAACCCAUGUGACAACCGCUUUCAUAUCGUCUUUAUUCUACUGACAUCGGGAAAAGAUAUUUUGGUUUUGGACAUGGUUAUGACACAGUGUGCAAGAGUCUUGCUCAGACCAAAAUAAUAGUUAUUGUGCUUGUUCAAUGCAUAGAAAUGACUUUUAUGAAGGCACGUUUUGAUCAGGAAUCAUGCAUGAGUAAUCAUAGUCGACACAAUACUCUUAACUCUGCAGUGAUUUCACUGUGUGAGCAAGAGGCUGCUCCCUGGGGAUAAGUAGAUCUGUAGUCUUUGCAAGUGUUGCUACUCUUCUAAUGUAAAGUUCCAAUGUCAGCUGUAAGGCAACUUAAAUGUAUUUUUUUUUCUUUUUUUUUGCUGCUCCCCAUGUGGAUGGCUGUUUCAAAGGUGGUAGAAUUCCAUACUCAUGUCAUAGAUGCUCGCUUAUCCUCGUUGGGGUCUGGGGCUCACAUCUCAUAUUGUUUUGCUGUAGGGAGAGCAUUGAUACGCCACAGAGUUUGAGAUCCUUGUGACUGUUGUAGCCCUGAAGAUGAAGAUCUGAUUUGAUUUUCUUUCUUUGUACUCUUGACAGACAUGCAUUAGAGAUUCCAGCCAUUUAUCUGUUAUGUAAUGUUACGCGUUUCUGUCAAAUUAGACACAUCGUCUGGCAGUUUGUCUUCUCUGAUAUCCUCCCACAAGGCUGGAGAAUGACGCGGAACAUUGUGAAGUGUGGGCAGAGUUAGCGCAUGGCGAUCCAGUGUUCUUGCUUCACCGUACCUAGCAUGAACAGAAGGAAAGGGGUCAUGCAACAAAAGGGCUUGUAGUUGCUAUAAUUAAGUGUGGUUUGUCUGCAAGUGACGCUCACCAACAGAAUCAACUGCCAUGUUUGUCAGUGUAUCAUUGGCACCAUCUUUUUUCACACACAUUUCCAGUGAGUCAGGCAUAGACGACAAAGGCAAGACUUCAGAUGAAACAUCAGCACCUCUUACAUGGAUGCAGCUAUGCUGUGUGAGCAAUCAAAUCAGCUUUGUGGCUGUUUUCUACUCCUUGAAGAAAUGCAAGGCUUUGUCAAUCCAGCUGCCUCUUAAGGUGUUCCUGCCAUUCUUUUUGUAUGUGCCAGUCAAUGAUACUAUCUCUAUCCGGAUCUGUCAUCCGCCGUCACACUACUAAUGCCAUUUGGUGUGUAUAACACUGCCUCUACCCCUUACAAAAGUACCCUCUUCUGUCUGAACCAUGAAGCCAGGUCGGUUUACGACAUGAAGUCUCCUAAUAGCUAUGACUGCUGCACACUAAAACCAAAUACAUUCCCGAUGAGCGAACCAUUUGACUAAGCUGCACCAUUCACCUGAAUCAAUCUUAUCUUCAACGAAAUUGCUCCAACUGACUCACUCACUGGGUUAGGCACCAACAUACAAAAAAAACAAAAAAAAAACAA
Syngnathoides biaculeatus (alligator pipefish) is the source of this 10920-nucleotide messenger RNA. It is a transcript of the gene scn8aa, whose product is annotated as sodium channel, voltage gated, type VIII, alpha subunit a. Gene Ontology annotation, biological process: neuronal action potential; sodium ion transmembrane transport; membrane depolarization during action potential. NCBI's taxonomy places the organism in Eukaryota, Metazoa, Chordata, Actinopteri, Syngnathiformes, Syngnathidae. The coding region runs from base 3558 to 8915 and encodes 1785 amino acids. Gene Ontology annotation, cellular component: axon; voltage-gated sodium channel complex; plasma membrane. The transcript is spliced from 22 exons. Gene Ontology annotation, molecular function: voltage-gated sodium channel activity. The record is from RefSeq and is a predicted model, not a curated record.